Messenger RNA from Chara braunii, 3314 nucleotides. NCBI's taxonomy places the organism in Eukaryota, Viridiplantae, Streptophyta, Charophyceae, Charales, Characeae. The record is from the annotation of a GenBank genome assembly.
GUGAGACAAAAAAAAAAGUGCACUUUCUCUUCUUCUUCUACUUCGUCUUCAUUUUAACUUUGUCUGCUUUCCUAGUUUUCAUCUGUGCCUUCUAAGAUUACUCUUUGUGCGGUCUGGGAUGGCGUCGCUAAUGGAUGUGCUUAGCGAGCCGUUGGGCAUGAAGAGCCGGGGAAUGGCUGCAGACAGGACUCGCUUGUAUUUUUCGAGUCGUCAAUUCGCUGAAGGCGUACGCGUGCGCGGGGCUGUUCUUCCUGAAUUCGAAUCGGUGUUGACGGCGGAGGCUUUGUCGUUUGUUGCCGAUCUGGUGCGCUCGUUUCGGCCGCGAAUUGAAUAUGUGCUCCAGUGCCGGGCUGACGACCAGGCGCGCUACGACGCCGGAGAUGUGCCCGGAUUCGAUUCCGCUACCAGGGAAAUCCGUGAAGGGAAUUGGAAAUGUGCCCUAACACCGACCGUUCUGGAAGACCGCAGAGUGGAGAUCACAGGCCCAGUUGAGCGGAAGAUGAUCAUUAACGCGCUCAAUUCGGGUGCACGGGUGUUCAUGGCGGAUUUUGAGGAUUCUUUGUCCCCUACCUGGACGAAUCUGGUGCAGGGCCAGAUCAAUCUACGUGAUGCUGUGAACCGUACGAUUGAAUAUGAAGAUAAAGCUCGAAACAAGAGGUACGCUCUUGACCCAAUCGUGAAGAUGGCCACUCUGUUUGUUCGCCCGCGCGGGUGGCACCUGCCUGAGGCGCACAUUGAGGUUGACGGUCGGCCGAUCCCGGGUUGCUUGAUGGAUUUUGGCCUUUACUUCUUCCACAACCAUGCGUCCUUCAGAGCUCAGCACUCGGGAUCAGGCCCAUUCUUCUAUCUCCCAAAGAUGCAGCACGCCAGGGAGGCUGCCAUUUGGAAUGCAGUUUUCAAUCACGCACAAGAUGCACUGGGUGUGCCACGUGGCAGCAUUAAAGCCACCGUCCUCAUCGAGACGCUGCCUGCUGUGUUCCAGAUGAAUGAGAUUCUUUAUGAGCUGCGCGAUCACUCGGCAGGGCUGAACUGUGGACGCUGGGAUUACAUCUUCAGUUUCAUAAAAACGUUCAAGGGACACCCACAACGCAUUGUACCCGAUAGAGGCCAAGUGGGGAUGACUCAGCACUUCCUUAAGAGCUAUACGGAAUUACUUAUCCAGACGUGUCAUAAACGGGGUGUUCAUGCAAUGGGUGGAAUGGCUGCCCAGAUCCCGAUCAAAGACAAUCCAGCUGCAAAUGAAGCUGCUGUUGCAAAAGUUCGAGGCGACAAACUUCGGGAAGUUCGUGCAGGUCAUGAUGGGACGUGGGUAGCCCAUCCAGGGCUUAUCAACACAGCCAUGGAAGUAUUUGAUGCAAAUAUGCCGCAGGCCAAUCAGAUGCACGUGAUGCGAGAAGACGUUACUGUCACAGAAGAGGAUCUGGUCAUGAUGCCUGUGGGAAAGCGAACUAUCCAAGGGCUUAGAGAGAAUACAAGGGUGGGUAUUCAGUACUUGGCUGCAUGGCUGGCAGGGACAGGGUCAGUCCCUCUUUACAACCUAAUGGAAGAUGCUGCCACUGCUGAGAUUAGCCGUGUCCAGAACUGGCAGUGGCUUCAGCAUCAAGUGGUGCUAGAUGGUGAGUCUGUUCCCAUCAGGGUGACCCUGGAGCUUCUGAGCAGAGUAGUCGAGGAGGAGAUGGUGCGCAUUGAACAAGAAGUAGGAUCGGCAAAGUUUGCAUCAGGUCAUUUCAAGAAAGCAGCAAUGAUAUUUGGGAAGCAGUGCAUGGCAAAGAAAAUGGACGAAUUCCUCACCCUCGGUGCAUAUAAGCACAUUGUGCGCCUGGCACCCGAAUCGCGUUUAUGAAGCUUCGCAAGGAUGCCCCACCUACUAUGCACCUUGUGGGUUCAUCUGCUGAUGUUUGGAUCGACACACCUCAACAACAGGCCAUUUCCACUGCGAUGAGCACUUCUUGGCAGCAGAAACUGAGCUCGCAGGUUCCUGGAAGAGAAGCAAGUCAUUUUCUGCAAGUUAUCUGCCCGCUUCUUCUCAUCAACAACAUGAAGUGAACACGUUUGAUUGGUGGGUGGUGUGCUGCUCUGGAAAUGAAGGCGUUCCUAUGACUUCCCAACGCCACAUUUCAAACUCUCUGUGGCAAUGCCCCUCGGUGUGCAGCGCUGCAGUUGCUCCAGUAACUGCGUCUGUGGUGACAGUACACACCGGUAACUGCACCCGGGGUAAGAGUACACACUGGCAGUGGUGUGUUUGGAUCGACACACCUCAACAAUAGGCUGUUUCCACUGCUACGAGCACUUCUUGGCAUCCGAAAUGAGCUGGGAGGUUCCUGGAAGGAAAGCAACUCAUUUUCUACAAGUUAUGUGGCCACUUCUGCUCAUCAACAACAUGAAGUCAACUCAUUUGAUUGGUGGGUGGUGUGCUGCUCUGGAAAUGAAGGUGUUCCUACAACUUCCCAAUGCCACAUUUCAAAAUCUCUGUGGCAGUGUGACCCUCGGUGUGCAGCAUGUCCUCUUAACUGUCUUAGAGGAGUUGCUCUAGUUACUGCGUCUGGGGUGUGAGUACACACCGGUUACUGCGUCCGGGGCAAGAGUACACACUGGUAACUGAGUCUGAGGUAAAAGUGCACACCGGUAGCUGUGUGCGGGGUAAGAGUACAUGCUGGUAAUUGCAUCCGCGGUAAGAGUACACACUCGUAACUACGUCCGGGGAAAGAGUACACGCUUGUUCUUCCAUACCUGCAUACUGCUACAGAAUCCCCUUUCCGAUAUUUACGUCACUUCAAUUCUGGUCAGCUGAGAUGCAAGGGGACAGAAGUUUCUGCAGACUGCUGAUCAUCCAUGGUGGGCCUUAACUAGACUGUGGAAACGCAACCUGUUGGGGCCGUUCUGGAACUCAGUCCACAACAGGUGAAACUGUCUCAGGAGAAUGGAUGCGGCAAAAGGCUAGCUUGGUUGUUGUGGGAACCAAUAUAGCUUUGAUACACUUCUCAGUUUUGGGUGAAUCUUCUCUUGUUGGGAAAAAGGACAACCACUUGCUGCCCACAUUUUCAACUUCAGAAAUGCCUUAACACUGUAGUCCAGUCCACAGUUGGCAAAUUGCAAGAUUCCUGUGUCCCCGGGUUGAUUUUUUCAAUUCUCUUGCCACUUUUGGCUGUUGGCUAUACCUUUGCAGUUGGGCUUACACUCUUUUUCUUCAGUGUAUUUCUUUGAUGUUGAGUUAGGUCUUUUACUCCUGUCUUGUCUAUGAGUCUGGGUAGAGCUUUGAGUCAAUGCAGCAGAAACAGGUCUGAAACAAACUUUAACAAAGGCAUCGGGUAGUC